Messenger RNA from Achroia grisella, 2501 nucleotides. RefSeq lists its product as uncharacterized. NCBI's taxonomy places the organism in Eukaryota, Metazoa, Arthropoda, Insecta, Lepidoptera, Pyralidae. The transcript has 7 exons. The record is from RefSeq and is a predicted model, not a curated record. The coding region runs from base 207 to 1736 and encodes 509 amino acids.
UAUAAGCACGCGCAGUUCGACGCACGCGGAACCUUUCCCGCGCAUUUCGAAGUUCGCGCGGGCACAAACUUUUGUCUAUGACUUAAAAAAAUAAAAAUAGUGGACUGAUGAGGUUUAUAACAUUAUAGUGCAAGCGAUCAUUAGCAGGCCGAUGUGGUGGCAAGGGAUUCUUCAAUAAUAACUUAAGUAGUGAGGGCGCCAAUACAAUGUGGCGCGCAAUACUGCUGGCGUGCUUAGUAACCUCGAGUGGUGGUCAGCAGACACGACCCAACAGGGUCGUCGAUCUGUCCACCACCUGCGACAGAAGUUCCGUCACCGUAACUCUAGAUAUGGAGCAGCCUUUCAAAGGACUCCUGUUUAGCAAGGACUUCUCGAGAGAAUGUCAGGCGCAAGGUAAUUUCCAGAAUAAGGUUUCGUUGCGUCUACCGUCGAAUGCGUGUGGAGUGAGGACCUCGGCACUGAACACCACCGUCGAGGAACCUGAAGAUAAUGAAGACCUGUACUACAAUGUCGAGCUGGUCGUGCAGAUGGACAAGCAUUUGCAACAGUCCUCGGAUCAAGAACUAUUGGUCAGGUGUAAACUGCAACGACGUGCGGUCCGCAUCAAUAGUUCAGCGUUAGAAACUGUUAUCAAUACAAAAUUACACGAAAUGAUUGGCCAAGAAACAAAGAAAAUGAGGACUGGUCGUAACCGCCAGGGCUUCGUUAAUUCAGCCGAGGUGGAGCAGCGGGAGUGGCUGAUGGAAGCGGCACGGGCUUGGAUGGAACUGUCGCCCGCUGUUGCUGCAACAGAACCCGCCACCGUUGAAGUCGGGCAACCGACGAGGCUCCUUAUACAAUGCACUCUGCCUGUUGGAGUUGGUUUACGAGUAACUAACUGUGUUGCACAUGAUGGCUUAGGAGAAGCAUCUCAGAAAUUAUUAGACGAAGCUGGCUGUCCUAUUGACGAGACCAUAUUCAAUAAGCCCACCAUUCACCGCCACAAAGCCAAAAGUCCCGAGAUCGAUUUUUCCGAUUUGGAACCCGCCGAUACUCAGCGAAAUAUUGAUGAGAAUACCAGCAUUAAACAAAUCAGAUCGGAUCCUGAAACUAUGUUUAAGAACAUAAUGACGUACCAACAUGCCAUUACCACUUUUGCUGCCUUCAAGUUUCCAGACAGAGCAAAACUGCAUCUUACUUGUGGUAUAGAGUUGUGUAAGGGCCGUUGCCCACCUGUAGACUGCAAAGCCCUGCAGAAACCUCAGCAGAUAAGGGAUGGCUUAGUACGAAAAGCACGUUUAGACAAAGACGCUAAAGGAAUAGUUAUAGAUAGACUUGAGGUAUACAAUAGUAUAGAGGUACUGGCACCUAACAUUGAGUUAGAAGAUGAAGCGUCAAUUAGAGGUUCAAGACGAAUAGAAGCUGAAGAGGAUGACUUAAUUCGAAGAUUCUCGCCCGGAGACAAGACCAUCUGUCUAUCGCCAGGGAAAAUGGCUCUUGCGUUCUGCGUUCUUGGGGUUAUAUUCCUUUGCGCCAUAGCUGUUGCCUUCGUGUCAUUAGUGCGAGCGAGACGGCGACUAGGAAGGGAACCACUCAAUACAUCUCUCUCAUUCUACACAGGUAGCAAGAGUAUGUUUUCUUCCAGUGAAAGUUCCAGCUCUGGUCUCAGUGGAAGCAAACUACUGCUUACUGAUAGUCCAUACUUAGACCAGCAUUCAACAUCUAGUAAUAACUGGCCAUAUUCUAGAGCAUUCUAAAUAAUGCUUUAUUUACACGGUGCGGCGGCAAUCUCUAACCAAUUUUAACGGAGAAUGGUCGUCUACGCCAUGCUAGUUUCCAGAAGUUAGGUACGGACUCGUGAGCAGGAGUUAGCCAGCAGCUGCUCCAGAUCUAAGUACCUACUUACAUAAAUUUGAAGUGCAAUCGCCCCCAUUUUCGUCUAGUGAAGCUGUAAAGGCUAAGCAAGAUCAUCAACAGUAGGAUAGUUCGAAAAAAGGUGCUAUGCAUUCAUGCGAUAUUUUUAUGGUGUAUGCGGCCGUAAUGCUCAUGUUUUAGAUUAAUGUUAAUUAUUUAUUCUUUUUUAGUGCUUUCUAAUUAAUAGUACUAUCUAUAAGACUGCAUUCGUUGUAUAAAACUCCAAAGUUCUGAGUCUAGUUUGUAAUGUAUUUAUUUCAUUAAUAUUAAUACCUAUGAACAAUGUUGUUCUAAUUAAAUAUCUAUAUAAUUGAGGCGGUGCUUUUGAUAAAUAUAAUAUUGAUACUUUUUCCUAUUUGGGCAAAGGUUAGGGUAACAUUAUGGUGGGUAUCAAGAUUAUUUAUGCUUUCCUUAUGAUUUUAUGGUAUUACAGUAAAAUUGAAUAUUAUUUCAAAUUCAUUAGCACUUCCUCGAUACAUUUAGUACCUAAGAUUUGGUUUAUAAUUAAGAAGCGAACAAUAAAAAUUGUGAUAUCAUUAAGUAUAUAAAAUAUUUUACAGUUUAUUAUUUUAUAUUCAUAAAACACAUUUGUACUAUUUUCAAAAUAA